This is a messenger RNA of Lottia gigantea (owl limpet), 921 nucleotides long. RefSeq lists its product as hypothetical. NCBI's taxonomy places the organism in Eukaryota, Metazoa, Mollusca, Gastropoda, Lottiidae. The transcript has 4 exons. The coding region runs from base 1 to 921 and encodes 306 amino acids. The record is from RefSeq and is a predicted model, not a curated record.
AUGUCAAUGUUGGGUCGUACAGGAACUACAGUUCGUAAAAACCGGCGUCGAUCAUCCAGUAAUUCCCGUUCUGGAUCUGUAUCACGAAGAGGAUCUGCUCCAACUGUUCUUACACCCUCUCCAAAUCCAAGUCAAGUAAACCUGACCGUAGACUCUAUAAGUUUACCAAGAUCCAGUAUCUCCUCUGUUAAAAGUGUGGCUUUUUAUUUGGGCACAGACCCACCAACUACGUCACGCGGAGAAAAAUUACACAUACAAAAGAACACAUCGCCAUUAGAGAAACAGUUUUAUGAUAGUACCGUAAUAUGGCCUGGUGUAGAAGAAUGUGAACAGAACUAUUCUCUUAUGAACUCUAUAUGUGAAGCUGGUUCCGAAUCAUCAGGACUUUGUGAAUUUUUAUAUCGUGCCUUUACCAUCAUUAGCACAACGUGGCCAGUAACUGUUUUAUUAGUGAUCCUUCUAGCCUUACCCCUUGUUAUGACAUCUAUUGGUGUUAACUACCUCCACGACUGCCCUAAAGAACCUAAACUGCCCAUAUAUCAAGUAGUUGGUGGAAUAUUUGGUAUUAUCAAAGUAUUAUUUUUAUUGUGGAAACAAGUCAAGAAACAUAAAGACGAUGUUGGUGAGGUACACGACGAAGAUGACCUUGGAACAAUGAUUCGAAUGACCAACAUAGCAUUAAAUGUGUUUCUAACUUUAUGGUUUAUAUUUGGACAUUAUUGGUUGUUCAGUAUCUGGAAACCACAAUUUGAGGCGCCCCUUCACGAACCUAGAAAUUGGUGUGAUCAUACUGUGUUCUUUUUUACUUUUUGGCAGAUUGUGAUCUGUCAUACUAUUAUUGCCUGUUUAUUGGUGGUUGUGAUUAUUUUAUUCUACUGUUUCUGUUGUCUUAAAUGUUUAAUGGAUGAAAAUAAAAGCUGA